Molecule: messenger RNA, 2043 nt
Organism: Centruroides sculpturatus (bark scorpion)
Lineage: Eukaryota; Metazoa; Arthropoda; Arachnida; Scorpiones; Buthidae
Product: cyclic AMP-dependent transcription factor ATF-6 alpha-like
Exons: 13
Coding region: 134-2005 (623 amino acids)
Biological process (GO): endoplasmic reticulum unfolded protein response; regulation of transcription by RNA polymerase II
Cellular component (GO): nucleus
Molecular function (GO): RNA polymerase II cis-regulatory region sequence-specific DNA binding; DNA-binding transcription factor activity, RNA polymerase II-specific
Source: RefSeq, a predicted model, not a curated record
UUUUAGACAGAAAAUGUGCAUGUUGUGUGUUUUCAUAUAAUUAGUUUCGCUAUUCAGACAUUUUAUUGUUGUGUUCACUACUGUAUAUUUAUGUGAUAGUUUAUUUAAUUAAUAAAGACGAAAACAGCAAAAAAUGGCUGUUGAUAUGUUAAGUUUGAAUGAAAUUGAUCAAAAAUUCCUACGUGACAAUAUGCUCACGUCUGAAGAUUUGGAACUUGAUUUAGGUAAUUUAGAUUUUGAUUUAAAAAAUGAAGAUGCUUUAUUUAAAGAGAAUAAAUUUCUGCUUCCAGAUAAUUUUGAUAUAGAAUCUCAAAUCUAUAGUAAUAUCUGUCCAUCUCCAUUAUCAAUAAGUAACGGAUCUUCUGGAAUAGAUAUCAAAGAAGAACCUCCUUCUCCACCAAUUAUCCAAUUACAAGAUCAAUCCAUAUGGUCAUCUGAGGAUUUCUGUCCUUCCAUUAAAGUUCUUGACUGUGAUAAACAGAUGGAGAUUGAAGUUCCAGAAACACCUCCAAAUACACCUCCAGGAAUACAAGAAGUAUGCACUUCUCCAGUUCCUUCUACUUGGUCUAAUACAAACCCAGUUAUUACACUAGUUAAAACAACAGUACCAAAUUCUACUACUGUGACUGUUACUCCAACUGUUAGAAUUCAACCAAAGAAAACUACACCAAUUAAAGUGGAAAAAUUGCCUUCUGCAGUACAACCAUUAAUUUUAAGAACAGACCAGCUUGCUAAUCUUGGAAUUUUAGAAAUUUCAUCUGCAGUCAAUUCCUUAGCAAAAUCAUCAGCUCCAUCUGAAUUACAACAACAUAAACUAGAAUCAGUAACAACAAAAAAAUUGAAACAGUCAGUUGAUACAAGACCAACAAUUCAAGGUUCAACAAUUCCAAUAGCAACUGGGAGUUCUACUUCUGCUCAUCCUAAUCAUUAUACUGAUUUAAAAGCUCUGAAAAGACAACAGAGAAUGAUUAAAAAUAGAGAAUCUGCAUGUUUAUCAAGAAAGAAGAAAAAAGAAUAUUUACAGAAGCUUGAAAUAGAAGUGAAGAAAUUAACCAAUGAAAAUAAUAGGUUACGUGCAGAAAAUAUUUUUCUUAAACAAAGAAUAACAGAUUUAGAGAAAGGCACUAAUACACCAAAAGCAUUUUUAUCAAAUGAAAUGAAAAAGACUACCUGCUUUAUGGCUAUUAUUUUUAUGUUAACAGUAAAUCUUGCUCCUUAUGGUGGUCUUCUUCUUAGUACAAAUGCCCCUAGUUCAACUUCAUUUGUAAAUCCUCAUCGAACUGGAAGAUCUCUCCUAUGGAAAGUAAAUGAAAAUGUUGAUGAAGUAAAUAAGCCUGAUCCAGAUUUUGUUGAUGAUUCUUUGUCAAAUAAUAAUUUAACUGGAUUUGAAGGAAAGAAUAUUUCUAUUUGUCCAACUUAUAUUAAUAAUACUGAAUCCUUAAGAUUAGAGAAUGAAUUACGUGUUUGGGCAUUGAGAGUUGAAAAACAAAAAAGGAAAGUAUUAACAAAAAAACCAAAGAAAGUAAUGCCACCAGUUCAAGCAUGGAUUAAUGAAGCACGUAGAAGACAAUUAAAAAAUGAAUGGUAUCCUGGCCACAAUGAAUUACAAAUAUAUCGUUCUCCACAAAAAUCAUUUGAUGACUUUUUAGAAGCAAUUCAUCGUAGAGAAGAUACUUUUUACUUUGUUUCUUUUUCUGGUGAUCACUUACUGCUUCCUGCAACUGCACAUAACAAAACAGUACGACCAAAGAUGUCUCUUGUUAUGCCUGCAAUGACAUUCAAUGAUACAGUCAAGCAUCCUAAGGAUCAUGUGACCAUGAUGCAAAUAGAUUGUGAAGUUAUGAAUACUAAACUUGUGUAUGUAAAAGAAUCAGUAAUUCCACCACAUUUGCGUCACCAUAAGAAUCUUACUAAAAGUGAUGAUGAUAUUUAUUCUAUUUAUAAAACUCCAGAAAAACAAAGAAAGACUAAAAGUAUUAAAAAUGAAAAACAAAAGCAUGUUUGAAUACCAUCAAAUUUAAAAUUUUAUUUUGUAAAAUUUUA